AACCUAAACCACAAAGGUAAAGCCUGUAAUUAAUAAUUGUACACACAUGCGAAAUCCGAACGCAGUUGUGUUGCUGUGCUCUUCUUCAUCUCCGUUUGCUCUGUCGACUCUCUGCAAUCGACUUCAAAUCAAAGAAAGAAGAUAACUUCGAGAUACACAUACAUACAUAGAGAGAGAGAGAGAGAGAGAGAGAGGGAGGAUGAAGACCACAAAAGGAGGCAAAGUCAUGAACCCUACGGACGCUUAUCGAAAAGAGCUUCGCAAGAAGGAACUGAAAAGGAACAAGAAAGAAAGGAAGAAAGUGAGGGAGGUAGGGAUAUUGAAGAAGGAUCCCGAGACACUGAAGGAGCAGAUAGAUAAGCUGGAAAUGAUGAAGGCAGAUGGUGCUUUAGAUAAAGCAAGAAAACACAAGAAGAGACAACUUGAGGACACACUGAACCUCGUUCUUAAGAAGAGGAAGGAAUAUGAAGAGAAAAUGCGAGAAAAAGGUGAAGCACCAGUUAUGUUCAGUCAUUUGGGACCUCCCCGAAGACGGACAAAUGCAGAAGAAGAAGAAAGAGUCAAGCACCCAAAACCUGAAGACUCAGUUUACUAUCACCCUACAUUGAAUCCCACAGGAGCCCCACCACCUGGAAAGCCUCCUAUGUUUAAAUCGUCAAUAGGACCAAGAAUUCCCUUAUCAGCAGCAUCAUCGAGUGAUGCUGCAUCAUCAUCGAUGUCAGAAUUGGAAGAUGUUGAUUUAGGUGUUCCUCCACCUCCACCUCCACCUCCUCCUCUGCCCCAUACUGGUGAUGUAGAUGCUGGAGAUUCUGUUAUACCUGCAUCUUUGCCUUUACCUCCUCCACCUCCUAUGCCACCAAAGGCUGCUGUGGCAGAUUUGGGUUCACCAUUGCCUCCACCUCCUUUGCCACCACCACCUCCUGGCCCCCCACCCAAAGAUCAUGUUGCAAUUCGGCCUCCCCUUCCUCCACCUCCGCCAUUCCAGCAGUUUGCUCAGCCACAUCCACCAGGCACUGGUGGAAGUGAAAGGGAGAAAAAUCAAUCUUCAAAGUCAGAUGAUUCAAUCUCCAAGGAGCCAGUUCAGGCACAUACCAUUCUCCCUCCACCCCCUCCACCUGGGUUACCGUCAAAGGUUGCAAGUAAUCAAUCUGAAGGUGCACCAUCUGAAUUUGAGGCCAAAAAUUCUUCGGGGACCAACGAUCUCCCUAAACUGGUUCCCCCACCCCCACCUCCAAGGCAACAGCCUGCAGUGCUCAGUCCUGCACUGGUCCCAAAUUUACAGCCUGAUGUAUUACCCCCAGGAAUUUCAAGAUUCCCCCCACCCCCACCCCCUCCUGGAUUACCUGGCCAAGCUGUACCCCCAGGCAUGAUCGUUUCUCUAAUUCCGAGGCCACCUUUUGGGCCUCCCCCUGGACAAGCCCUCAUGAUGAGACCACCACUUCCCCCGGGUCCCCCUCCUUUUUUACAAGAUGAUUAUGCUGCAAGACCUACAGUUCCUCAGAAGCCAUCAUAUGUUAAAUCUGCUGCAUCUACUGUUGUCAAGAGGCCACUUGCUCAGCACACUCCAGAGCUUACAGCCAUGUUGCAUUUUGACAUGGAUAUGGAACCUAACAAUGAUUGUGGUUGGAAGCCAAAACUAGGAAUGCCAUUUGAUUCAAAAGGUGUGUAUUGUUUUUAUAAUGCAUAUGGAGAAAGAAUGGGGUUUAGCACAAGAAGGGAUUGUUGUAACAAGAACAAGUUUACUAAACAAAUUAUUUCUAGAGUUUUUGUUGACAACAAGGAGGGUUUUCGGAAGGUUGACAAGCGAGACCCAUUGACAAAAAACUCUAGAGUUGAAACUAGCACUGGUUGUGAGGUCCAACUUUUUGUUAAAUUGGAUGUGGCUAUUGGGAAAUUUGUUGUGAGUAAUUUCAAAGAACACAACCAUGAACUUGUAUCAGUAGAUUGUGCCCACAUGUUGCCAUCGCAGAGAAAGAUAUCAGCUACAAAAGCUAUUCAAUUAGAAACUGGUGGGAGGCAGUCUCUUGGAUUUAUGAAAUUAGACCAAAAAAAUUAUUUGAGAACCAAAAGACAGAAAAGUUCAGCAUAUGGGGAGGGAGGUAAUGUGUUGCAAUACUUUCAACAGAAAUCUUUGGAGAAUCCAUCUUCUUUUUUAUGCUUUCCAGUUAAAUAAUGAGGAGCAAAUAAU
Messenger RNA from Camellia sinensis, 2188 nucleotides. The record is from RefSeq and is a predicted model, not a curated record. NCBI's taxonomy places the organism in Eukaryota, Viridiplantae, Streptophyta, Magnoliopsida, Ericales, Theaceae.